Messenger RNA from Elgaria multicarinata webbii, 1040 nucleotides. RefSeq names its product olfactory receptor 2AP1-like. Gene Ontology annotation, molecular function: olfactory receptor activity; odorant binding; G protein-coupled receptor activity. Gene Ontology annotation, cellular component: membrane. The coding region runs from base 75 to 1040 and encodes 321 amino acids. The record is from RefSeq and is a predicted model, not a curated record. NCBI's taxonomy places the organism in Eukaryota, Metazoa, Chordata, Lepidosauria, Squamata, Anguidae. The transcript has a single exon. Gene Ontology annotation, biological process: G protein-coupled receptor signaling pathway.
UACAUUUAACCAUUCCAGUGGAUUUUAAAGUAGGUUCUUUGCUUUCUUUUUCCAGUGUGCUGGAUCUUAUUCACAUGCCUCUGCGGCAAAAGCAAAAUGGAGCAAAUCAAACUAUGAUCACAGAGUUCAUUCUUCUGGGGUUCGCAGGUGGACGAGAUGUACAACUUCUUCUUCUGUUGCUGUUUUUGGUGAUUUAUAUUGUGACCAUCAGUGGGAACCUCCUCAUCAUUUUGCUUGUUGUGUUUGAUCAGCACCUUCACACACCAAUGUAUUACUUCCUUGGGAACCUAUCUUGCCUGGAGACCAUCUAUAGCUCAGCCAUCCUGCCCAGGAUGCUAUAUAGUCUCUUGACGGGAGACAGGUCUAUUUCAUUCGUCAGCUGUGUCACACAGUUUUAUACUUUUGGCAUACUUGUUACUACAGAGUGUUUUCUUCUAGCUGCAAUGUCCUUUGAUCGCUACUUAGCCAUAUGCAAGCCAUUGCACUAUGCUACCUACAUGAAUGACAGAUUGUGUUUCCAGCUGGCUGCUGCCUCCUGGGUGGGUGGGUGCUUGGCUAUUACCAUAACAACAUCUUUAAUAUCACAGUUAGUCUUCUGUGGCAUGAAUGAGAUUGACCACUUCUUUUGUGAUUUUGGCCCAUUGAUCAAUCUGUCCUGCAGUGACACCAGAAUAAUAGACAUCUUGGUUUUUCUACUGUCAUCACUGUGUGCUCUUCCACCUUUCCUGUUGACCUUGGUGUCCUACGUUUUCAUCAUCACCUCCGUCCUGCAAAUUUCAUCCACUUCAGGAAGGCAGAAGGUUUUUUCUACCUGCUCCUCUCACCUCACUGUGGUAACAGUUUUUUAUGGAACACUGGUCAUUGUCUACAUCUUACCAAAAACAAGCACCCUGAGAGACCUAAACAAAGUCUUUUCUCUUCUGUACACCAUACUGACUCCUCUUGUCAACCCUCUCAUAUAUAGCCUAAGAAAUAAAGAUGUGAAUGAGGCAGUGAAAAAAGUUACUAGAAAGCUUGCAGUUCCUACAAGGAACUUGUAG